Chelonus insularis is the source of this 727-nucleotide messenger RNA. It is a transcript of the gene wrm1, whose product is annotated as wurmchen 1. The transcript has 3 exons. Bases 292 to 705 code for a protein of 137 amino acids. NCBI's taxonomy places the organism in Eukaryota, Metazoa, Arthropoda, Insecta, Hymenoptera, Braconidae. The record is from RefSeq and is a predicted model, not a curated record.
CCAUCUCCACCAAUAAGCCCCGCCCGGAUAGAACGGACUUAACUCGUGUCAACAACGAUUAGUAUUAAUUCAUUACACUCGAAUGUUUACGGAGUAAUUUUUUAUAUUGUGUUAUUUUCACAUUCCAUUUAUUACUAAUCAUUUAUUUCAUUUUUAUGAUUUUCAUAAUUAGAAGAAAAAAGGGUGCGGUUUAAUGAACGUGAGUAACAACUUACUCAUUUCGGCUUGUUACUCUUUCUAACUACGUUCUCUAUAUUUUUCAGUAGUAAGUGAUUAUUUAAAUUAAUUAUAAUGGACAUACAUGAAGAUCGUAAUUUGUAUUUGAAUAAUACGUACUUUACAAAACACGAAUACGGUGAUUUUACUCCAUUUUACAUCACCAUCACGAUCUGUUCUUUACUAGGCGGCUUUCUCAUCAUCCUCAACGUCGUUUGCUGUUGGUGUUCACGUUAUCGAGAAUAUUGGCAAGAUAGGCAUACAGGAAACCGUUGGAUACAUUCACUUUGGGUGGUUACUCCUCACAAAAUUCCUCCUUUAGAUUUAUCAGAAUUUAAUUCGAGGAUCGGUCAGAACAUUGUUUACGAAAAAUCUUAUUAUCCUCCAUCUGUAGUUGGUGACGAGGAACUUGCUUAUCCUGAUUCAAGAGUAGAUACUCCACUGCCUCAAGAGUACAUGGAAAUGCAAAAACGAGAAAGCGAUAUUUAAUUUGAUACAAAUUGUAUUAUUU